Molecule: messenger RNA, 2838 nt
Organism: Aedes albopictus (Asian tiger mosquito)
Lineage: Eukaryota; Metazoa; Arthropoda; Insecta; Diptera; Culicidae
Gene: Uev1A
Product: ubiquitin-conjugating enzyme E2 variant 1
Exons: 5
Coding region: 294-725 (143 amino acids)
Biological process (GO): protein K63-linked ubiquitination; DNA damage tolerance
Cellular component (GO): nucleus
Source: RefSeq, a predicted model, not a curated record
ACGUUGUCCCGCCGUCGUCGUCGUCCGUUCGAAAAGACAGCCAGCAGCACCGCGCCGUAGCGAAGAAGAAGAGUCACAAAAACGCAAGACUGAAAAAAGUUUAGUCACGAAAGGGAGGAAAGUGUCAGGCCAUCCGCGCGACUAAAAUACGCGUAAAUUAGGUAUCGCUGCGGAUUAGCAGAAGCGGAGAACGUGAAAUUCGGCUCGAUCAGCUCCCCGCCUGCAGCAGGAGCGCCUUUCCCUUCGUCGGAACACCCGGAGACAACAAAACAGGAACCCGGCAGCAGCUCACAAUGGCCUCCACAACCGGUGUGGUGGUACCACGUAAUUUUCGGCUCCUGGAAGAGCUGGAAGCAGGCCAAAAGGGAGUAGGCGAUGGCACCAUUUCCUGGGGAUUGGAGAACGAUGAUGAUAUGACCCUCACUCACUGGACUGGCAUGAUCAUCGGCCCGCCUAGAACACCAUAUGAAAAUAGGAUGUACUCGUUGAAAGUGGAAUGUGGUGAACGUUAUCCAGACGAACCACCAACGCUAAAGUUUAUGUCAAAGAUCAACAUCAAUUGCAUUAAUAGUCAAAACGGAGUGGUCGAUCAUCGGAUGGUUCCCGUGCUGAACAGAUGGAACCGUGAUCAUACCAUUAAGACAAUUCUUCAAGAGAUCCGUAGGAUUAUGACGUUAAAGGAAAAUCUAAAGUUAACACAGCCACCGGAAGGAAGCUGCUUCUAGUGGCUUUAAGCAACGGGUGGGAAACUAAGAAAGGCAUAACUACAACCCGGAACAAGCUAUAAUACACAUACAUCGUGGAACUCUACACUCUUGCUGCUGGUUUUGGUUGUUUUGCGUCGCCGUCAUCCUUGGUCGUGUGGGUGAUUGCACGACAGUCGUCUAUUAUUGUUGCUGUAAACGAGAUCCUUGUAAAAUAAACGAGAAAAUACCCGCACUAUCUACUGCUACACUCUAUCUUCACAGCACAGAGAGAUUUAAGUAUAGUCUGCUAGGUACUUUCAACAACAUUUACUGUUGCUGCUGUUCUACAAUUUUCCCACUUUUCGUUACGUUGAUUAGAAGAAAUGGAAUAUCCUGCUUAAUAUAAACCAUCAUUGGCAGCAAGAGCCAAGAAUCUUGCUGCAAAAGUCACCAACAAAUGCACUUUAGUGAAGAAAAAAGAAAGCAAGAUACAUUCACAGCCACUCAGAAAAAGAAAUCAUAUUUCCUACUAUUCCUAGAGACAGAAAGAAAGAAAGAGAGAAAAAGACGCAAGAGAUAUCUGUUGAUAAGGGGGUUUGAAAUGGAAAAACAAUGCUUGAAAAGAUAAUUACAGUAACCCUACACCACACUCCAAACGGUUUGAAUUAUGGCGAGUGACAUUCUAAGUUUCAUGACGAGCAAAUUUUGCUCUUACAAUCGUUAUGAGGCUUGAAAUGUUACUGGGUAGUCGCUGAACACUCAAAGAAGGAAUACACUUAGAAGCUAUGCAAUGUAAUAAUUGGAAAUGAGUGGAAGUUUCAUGCAAAACAGCAUCGGUAAAUCAAAAUUUUGCAAUGAAAUAUUCAAAAUAAAUGAUAAAACCGUUAAAAAACAUUUGAACAGCACUAAAAACUGUAGAGCGACAAUGGAAAAAUAAAUGAUCAAUGAAACAUCGUGAACGACUCCAACGCGAAAACGAAAAAAGAAACUGGAAAUGUAAUCGAAAGACAAAGAACUGUUAAUUAAAAGCUGAUCUGUUGAUAACCGGGCAAUUUCGGAUUUUUAUGUUUUCCUUGCAAGUUUUCAGUGUCAUAGUACAUCUGGAAAGCUGUAGUUGUCUAAAGUUAAUUUGUCAUUUUCUUUCAUUGUUUUUUUGCGGUUUCAUGAUUUAAAAUUUAUUUCGCUGUAAUUUUGAAUAUCUUCUGCUACUUUCAAUAAACUAUUGCUCAUUUCUAGUUAUUACCCGAGACGCGAUAAAUACAGAAAGAGUUAUCCCUUCCUUCAGUGCACUGAAUUAUCGAAAAUUUAAAAUGAUGAUAACAUACUGUAGUAGGACAAACUUAAGUGAAAUUGAUGAUAACGGUUUAGAAUAUUAACUCUAACACUGCUGAUGAUCGAAGAAGGAAACAAUAAAUGCGGAUACUAUUCUCAAGAAAACAAACCAUUGUCCAGAAGAUUAUUUUACCGUGAAGAAAGGGCCUUCGUUCUCGGUAGCGAUUUGUUUUCACCAGUUCAAAGUAAUCCAGAAGAUCACCUUAGGAUAUUUCGUGAGUCGAUGGCAGAGUCGAUCUUUAGUGCUUCUUAAUCGUUGCUUUGCCCGUAGUAUACAUUUAGGAGGUAUCGCAUCACGAUCUUCGCCCGAACAGUGAGAGGUGAAUGUCUUUAUACCAGAAGUGAGUAACAUGCAAGUGGGAUGUAAGGAAUUGUUUCCAGCCAGUAGAAUAUACAAGGCUAGACUAAUCGGAGAUAGCUGCGUUAACUAUACAUAUUAUCCAAUCUUAUGUUACAUUGUGCAGCAGCAUAUACUUCCUCCAACGAGCACGUGGUCCAGGAUUACUCUUAUGUAGGAAAUUUUUUGAUAGUAAACCGUGACGUUCUGAUAUGUUCCAAUGCCCGACAAAAAAAAAACAACUAGAUGUAUCAAAUCUUUCAAAUUUCGUUCAACUAUGACGCGAAACGAAGCUAAGCGCGGUACUGACUACUGAUCUGUUUGAUAGAGCCUCCUAGAAUUAGACCUUCAAACUCCCAUCCUCUCUUUAUCGAAUCAGAAUAACACUGACAUUACCUAGAGGAACCAAGAAAAUCAACGAGAUGGAGCUUUCGUUCUUUUAAAACAGCAUUACCGAAUAAAGAUGGUAAAAAUCUGCAAGAA